This is a messenger RNA of Perca fluviatilis (European perch), 2098 nucleotides long. It is a transcript of the gene srsf5a, whose product is annotated as serine and arginine rich splicing factor 5a. Bases 144 to 1073 code for a protein of 309 amino acids. Gene Ontology annotation, cellular component: ribonucleoprotein complex; nucleus; cytoplasm. The transcript has 8 exons. The record is from RefSeq and is a predicted model, not a curated record. NCBI's taxonomy places the organism in Eukaryota, Metazoa, Chordata, Actinopteri, Perciformes, Percidae. Gene Ontology annotation, molecular function: mRNA binding.
UCCUGCCUCUUCUCUUACUCUUUGGACUCACUCGCCAUUUUGUUAUAGUUGAGUAUCACUUAGACGGCUCAGUUAAAGUUGCAGCGUACCAACGACGUAAACAUCACAACCGGAGACGGAGAAGAAAAUAAUCGCAGAUAACAAUGAGUGGUUGUCGUGUCUUCAUCGGCCGCUUGAGCCCGCACGCCAGAGAGAGAGACGUGGAGAAGUUUUUCAAGGGAUAUGGACGGAUUCGGGAAAUCAACUUGAAGAAUGGAUUUGGCUUUGUGGAGUUUGAUGACCACAGAGAUGCAGAUGAUGCUGUGUACGAGUUGAAUGGCAAAGAAUUGUGCAGUGAAAGGGUCACUAUCGAGCACGCUCGCUCCAGAAGAGGAAGAGGUGGCGGCCCUGGAGGAAUGGGACGUUCCAGUGGCGGCGGCUUUGGUGGUGGCGGAGGCGGCAGUGGUGGCGGUGGCGGCGGCUAUCGCCAAUCUCGCAGCAGUGGAUCCAGACUGGACAGGUAUGGCCCUCCUGUACGGACGGACCACAGGCUUAUUGUGGAGAACCUUUCUUCACGAAUCAGCUGGCAGGACCUGAAAGACCUAAUGAGAAAAGCAGGUGAAGUUACCUUUGUGGACGCCCACAGGCCCAACAAAAAUGAAGGAGUGGUUGAGUUUGCCUCCCGAAGUGACAUGAAGAAUGCCAUCUCCAAGCUUGAUGGGUCAGAGCUGAAUGGACGCAAGAUUAAGAUCUUUGAGGACAGCAGAAGUCACAGCAAGAGCCGCUCCCGCAGCUACUCCCGCUCAAGGAGUCGUUCCAGAAGUCGCAACCGGUCCAGGAGCCGGUCCAGGUCUGUAAGUCGCACCCCCGAGAAGAAGACGUCAGGAGGGGGCAGGGCCGCAGGCAGAUCCCCCUCCAGGUCCAAGUCUCGCUCCAAGUCUCGCUCCAAGUCCCGUUCCAAGUCCCGCUCCAGGUCUCGCUCCCGUUCACCUGCUCCUGCUCAGAACAAACAGUCCCGCUCCCGGUCUCGCUCUCGUUCCCGCUCUCGUUCCCGUUCACGUUCCCGCUCCGCCUCUGCAGACAGCAAACACUGAGAUUGGUACACCUGUCGGCCAUAAAAUAGACUGAUAGUUGCUCACCACAGGCCUGUAUGGUGGCAUGUGAUUUAUUUUUUUUUCUGUUUGUUUUUGUUGCAGGGGAGGAAAUCACCUUUUUACAUGGCUAUUUUUUUUUUUUUUUUAAUAUCUUCAGUCAUUAAUGUGACUACAUUGGCUUUUUUUUUGUUAGUUUGGAUGUGCUUCCACAGGAAAAAUACUUUGGUGUUCCUAUUACUUAAUGAUUUCCCUCUUUUAAAAUCCCCUUUAUAUUUUGAUGAAAUACUUAGUGAUGGAUACAAUUUUGAUUAGUGAUGCUACUCCAUCCUGCAGCCUGUCCUCGCUGUCUGCCAUGUUAUGAUUCCAUCCGCUCCCCUGUGCUUUGUCCGAGUGUUCACAGCAGUUCAAGGUUCGGUGGGAAUGGCAUUCAUUCCCCAAAAUGUUUUAUAGGUAUGUUUUUGUUUGUAACGCGAGCCCCUGGCAUUGCCGUGAAACUGUGACUCUGCUUCUGAUCUACCAGGUUGCAUUCACCGCCCUGAUGUGUGAACAUAAAAAUGCAAACAUCUCAGUUGGUGGUUUAUUUCAGCCUUAUUGUGUAAUGUUGGAAUCUAGCAUUAAUUUUGUUCGACACUGGUGUAUCAGGGUCUCGUGUUAGUGAUUUAUCUUCUUUUUUAUUUCCUUUAUCUCCAGCCUCGGCCGGUAUGUUUUUGUGGGUCUGAACAUGAGUGUCAGUUUCAGCAGGAAGGAAUGUCUCUGAAUAACUUUAUUGAUUUGAUACUAAUAAAACACUCACUGCAUAUUGUCAUUUAAUUUUUUAGUAAUGUCCAGAAAGAACGGUGACUUUUUUUAAAAUACAUUUUGUGAAUGUGGGUCUAGAGACUCGUACGUAUUUAAGUCUCUGCAGUUCAACCGAAUAAAGCUUUCACAAACUGUUAAAUCUGUCAGCCAACGUUGAUUCUGUCCUGCAAUUAUUACAGCACAAAAGUUGACCUCCAAAUGCAAACCCAAAUAAAACUUGAUUUAUA